Thrips palmi is the source of this 1550-nucleotide messenger RNA. Its product is annotated as dynein light chain 2, cytoplasmic. Gene Ontology annotation, molecular function: dynein intermediate chain binding; dynein light intermediate chain binding. Gene Ontology annotation, biological process: microtubule-based process; cilium assembly. The transcript is spliced from 3 exons. Gene Ontology annotation, cellular component: cytoplasmic dynein complex. The coding region runs from base 166 to 435 and encodes 89 amino acids. Lineage: Eukaryota; Metazoa; Arthropoda; Insecta; Thysanoptera; Thripidae. The record is from RefSeq and is a predicted model, not a curated record.
AGGCCAGGCAGUGGGAAGUUGACAACAGGCCGCGAAGUAAAUAAGAGUGCCGAACACUCUGGAGCUCCGUCGUUUCCAGGCAAAAUUUGUUAGACUUAUUGUUGUGCGCGGUGCCAAGAGGCUGCUCUUCCGCAACUAAACCCAAGGAAUCAAUAGAAAAGCACAAUGUCAGACCGCAAAGCUGUUGUCAAAAAUGCCGACAUGUCCGAGGAGAUGCAGCAAGAUGCAGUGGAUUGCGCAACUCAAGCUUUGGAGAAAUACAACAUUGAAAAAGACAUAGCUGCCUUUAUCAAGAAGGAAUUUGACAAGAAGUACAACCCUACAUGGCAUUGCAUUGUUGGCCGUAAUUUUGGAAGCUAUGUAACCCAUGAGACUCGACACUUCAUCUACUUUUACCUUGGGCAAGUUGCCAUCCUUCUUUUCAAGAGCGGUUAAUCCCAAUUUUUUCCCUCCAAAACUUUCAAAUUCUCUAAUGCAAAUUUCCAACCUUUGUGCUCAUUGAAGAUGGUUAUGUUUGUCCAUGUGAUAGCCACAAUGUAAGAAGAGGAGGAGGCAUGUGUUAUUUUGUCAAAUUAAACUGGUUGUUAGUCUCUUUAAUUUCUUUUUGAACAGUAAGGGAAAAUUCUUGCCUCCUUCCUAUCUUUAUUACCAUUGAAUUUUGGAGUUCCUGUAGCUUCCUGGGAAGAAAUUAACUUCAUGUCUUAAAGAUAUGCUUCUAUCUUUACUAUGCCAUAUUUGACUGUUCCCCUUAAUUUUGUAUUGACUAAAUUAAUUUUAGGCUUCACCUUUUACUGACUUUCUAACUUCCAAAUUUGAGGUGGACUCACUUUUAUGGAUUAAAACUGUUGGUACAAAAUUCUUGGGUUUCAGCCUGCGCAAAUCUCAAAUUUAGUUUUUAAGUUCUUUGUUUUAGUUAAUUAAGACAGCAGAAUUCAGUUUGUUUCUCACUAAUUGAUAUGGUAAUUGUCACAUCUGCAUAGAUUUGGCAAUUCUUUCGUUUUUUUGUUUUCUUUUGUUUUUUUAAAUUCUGUGCAGAACAGAAGAAAAUAAAAUUGCUUUGGUUUUGAGAUAUUUAGUUGCCUGAGGCAAUUUCACCCAUGUACAAAUUGUUGUGACAAAUGCUCUCAUUUUAAGGAGUGUUGAUCAUUCAUGGUAGGAAUUCAAUCAGUACCUUAGUAGGAUACCGAUUCUGUUAUUAAGUCAACCUGUUAAAGGACUUUCUGCAAUUAGCAAGUAUCCAUUGAUAGCAGUUAACUCCUAUGGCUUGUGUUCAUGACCUGCCAUUUUUGGUGUCCUACUGUGCGUGAAUGUUAUUUUCCUUUGCCUGUUUUAAAUUAUGUGCUAUUUUCAUUUGAGAUGGAUGUUGUUAUGUUUUUGUACAAAUGUGAAAAAGGAUAAAGUAUUAUUUCAAGAUUUGAAGUAUUGAUUUCAUUGUCAUCCUUCUAAGAAGCAGUUGUCGAUUCUGUGUUUGGUGUGAUCUAUAUGUACAUUCUUGUGAUGCUAGGCAAGUUUAAGAUGCACAUGUGGUUUAGUUUUGAUCAGUCAAAUUA